Molecule: messenger RNA, 2682 nt
Organism: Suncus etruscus (white-toothed pygmy shrew)
Lineage: Eukaryota; Metazoa; Chordata; Mammalia; Eulipotyphla; Soricidae
Gene: DGKB
Product: diacylglycerol kinase beta
Exons: 26
Coding region: 274-2682 (802 amino acids)
Biological process (GO): diacylglycerol metabolic process; intracellular signal transduction; lipid phosphorylation
Cellular component (GO): plasma membrane
Molecular function (GO): calcium ion binding; ATP-dependent diacylglycerol kinase activity
Source: RefSeq, a predicted model, not a curated record
CACAGAUUCCCAGUAACAUUCGCGUCUAGCUCCAAAUCCAGGACUCAGAGGCACGAGAGAAGAAGAGCAUCAGUCAAGGACAGCAGCAAUUUGAUGCAUUACCGAAACUACAAACCUUCAUCCAUAAUGUUUUUGACCAACUGUAUAUUUUGAGAGCAUGAAAUAUUUGACCAUGAAACAUGUCAUGUGGAAAUUUUAAGGCAAUAAGAUUCUGCCAAACCUCUGCAUAAAGAAUUCUUCACCUUGUAUGUAAGAAAACUCCCUGACAUCAUCAUGACAAACCAGGAAAAGUGGGCCCAUCUCAGCCCAUCAGAGUUUUCCCAACUUCAAAAAUAUGCUGAAUAUUCUACAAAAAAAUUAAAAGAUGUUCUCGAAGAAUUCCAUGGUAAUGGUGUCCUUGCAAAAUAUAAUCCAGAAGGGAAACAAGACAUUCUUAACCAAACAAUAGAUUUUGAAGGCUUCAAGCUAUUUAUGAAGACAUUCCUUGAAGCUGACCUUCCUGAUGAUUUCACAGCUCACCUUUUCAUGUCAUUUAGCAACAAGUUUCCUCAUGCUAGUCCCAUGGUAAAGACUAAACCUGCUCUCCUUUCAGGUGGACUGAGAAUGAAUAAAGGUGCCAUUACUCCACCCCGUGCUUCUCCUGCCAAUACAAGUUCCCCUGAAGUGAUCCAUCUGAAGGACAUUGUCUGUUACUUAUCUCUUCUUGAAAGAGGAAGACCCGAGGAUAAACUUGAAUUUAUGUUUCGCCUUUAUGACACAGAUGGGAAUGGCUUCCUGGACAGCUCGGAGCUAGAAAAUAUCAUCAGCCAGAUGAUGCAUGUUGCGGAGUACCUUGAAUGGGACGUCACUGAACUUAAUCCAAUUCUCCAUGAAAUGAUGGAAGAAAUUGACUAUGAUCAUGAUGGCACAGUCUCUCUGGAGGAAUGGAUUCAAGGAGGAAUGACGACGAUUCCACUUCUUGUGCUCCUAGGGUUGGAAAAUAAUGUGAAGGACGACGGGCAGCACGUGUGGAGACUCAAGCAUUUUAACAAGCCUGCCUAUUGCAAUCUUUGUCUGAACAUGCUCAUCGGCGUGGGCAAGCAAGGCCUCUGCUGCUCCUUUUGCAAGUACACAGUCCACGAGCGUUGUGUGGCUCGGGCUCCUCCUUCUUGCAUCAAGACCUAUGUGAAGUCCAAGAAGAACACUGAUGUCAUGCAUCAUUACUGGGUGGAAGGCAACUGUCCAACCAAAUGUGAUAAGUGCCACAAAACAGUUAAAUGUUACCAGGGCCUAACAGGACUGCAUUGUGUAUGGUGUCAGAUCACACUGCAUAACAAAUGUGCAUCUCAUCUAAAGCCUGAAUGUGACUGUGGACCAUUGAAAGACCAUAUUUUACCACCCACCACAAUAUGUCCUGUGGUAUUGAAUCUGCCCACUUCAGGAGUUUCAGUCACUGAGGAAAAACAAACAACAGCGAAAAAGGAAAAAAGUGUAUCUCAGCAGCCAAAUAAAGUGACUGACAAAAACAAAAUGCAGAGGGCCAACUCGGUAACUGUGGAUGGACAAGGUCUACAGAUUACUCCUGUUCCUGGAACACACCCACUGUUAGUUUUUGUGAACCCCAAGAGCGGUGGAAAGCAAGGAGAAAGAAUUUACAGAAAAUUCCAAUAUCUUCUAAACCCUCGCCAGGUUUACAGUCUUUCUGGAAAUGGACCAAUGCCAGGGUUGAACUUUUUUCGCGAUGUAUCUGACUUCCGAGUGUUAGCAUGUGGUGGAGAUGGAACGGUGGGAUGGAUUUUGGAUUGCAUAGAAAAGGCGAAUAUAAUCAAGCACCCUCCGGUUGCCAUUUUGCCUCUUGGGACCGGCAAUGAUCUAGCAAGAUGCCUGCGUUGGGGAGGAGGUUAUGAAGGUGAAAAUCUCAUGAAAAUCUUAAAAGAUAUUGAAAACAGCACCGAAAUCCUGUUGGACAGAUGGAAGUUUGAAGUUAUACCUAAUGACAAAGAUGAGAAGGGAGAUCCAGUACCUUACAGCAUCAUCAAUAAUUACUUUUCCAUUGGCGUGGAUGCCUCUAUUGCACACAGAUUUCAUAUCAUGAGAGAAAAACACCCAGAAAAAUUCAACAGUAGAAUGAAGAACAAAUUUUGGUAUUUUGAAUUUGGCACAUCUGAAACUUUCUCCGCCACCUGCAAGAAGUUACAUGAAUCUGUAGAAAUAGAAUGUGAUGGAGUACAGAUAGAUUUAAUCAACAUUUCUCUGGAAGGAAUAGCUAUUUUAAAUAUACCAAGCAUGCAUGGUGGAUCCAAUCUUUGGGGAGAGUCCAAGAGAAGACGAAGUCAUCGCAGAAUAGAGAAAAAGGGAUCUGACAAAAGGCCUGCACUCACAGAUGCCAAAGAGUUAAAGUUUGCAAGUCAAGAUCUUAGUGACCAGCUUCUGGAAGUAGUUGGUUUAGAAGGAGCCAUGGAGAUGGGGCAGAUAUACACAGGGCUGAAAAGUGCUGGACGGCGACUAGCACAGUGCUCCUCUGUGGUCAUCAGGACUAGCAAGUCUCUGCCCAUGCAGAUCGACGGGGAGCCAUGGAUGCAGACCCCUUGCACAAUAAAAAUUACGCACAAGAACCAAGCCCCAAUGCUGAUGGGUCCUCCUCCUAAAACUGGGCUGUUCUGCUCCCUCGUCCAAAGAACAAGGAACAGAAGCAAGGAAUAA